AGUUAUUUAUUCACACUUAUUAAUAUUUUUGUAAAAAUACAUUAACAUUUUUCAUAAUUUAUUUUUCGGGAAGGGACUGAGUCCACACAUCAGACAUAGUCCUUCUUUUAAGUGAUCAUUUAGGACUGUUGCAGUGCAGGCAGCUUUUAGUGGGACUGAUUUGUAAAGGCACAAUCUAAAUCCAGUUUCUUCCAUGAGAUUUCCCUUAAAGGAUGGGGGAGAGGGGAAUAUACAACAAGGACUUUAUACACAGGUACUUCUCAGCCCAGUUCAGCGCUCUGGCUCCCAUGGGCUAGGAUGUUAGCUGCCCUAUUGAAUUCUCCAACCACUAUCCACAUAAGGUGGGCAAUCUGGUGUGGAAGGAGAGGUGGGUUGGGGUGGUAGGGCUAAGAGUUGAAAAGCUUUAUUUAGAUAUAUAGGUAUAUUUGGGGGGAAGGAAACUGGGGGGAGGGGGGUUUGAAGGCUGACUGAGGUGGUGCGAGAACUCAAGUGCUGCCCUACUGACUCCCAACAGGACAAGAACCACCCCAAACCUGAUGUUUUUGACUCCUCCUAUCUGGUCGCCAAGGCUUGGACUGGUCCUGAAGCCUGUGAUACCGCAGAAGUGGGCUUCAGAUCAUCCACAGGCACGCGCUGGACCCCAGCGUCUAUUCAGGAAUCAAAGGGCUUCUGGCGGUGGUGGUUGCCCAGCUUGACGGUUCUCCGCAGGGCGGGGCUGGGAGAAGAGCGAGGGAACUCAGAGGAGCGUCCUGAGUUGCCAUGGAAACGAGGGCCGGCGGAAGGCUUCCCAGCCACAAGGAGUCCGUUGAAAUUUGCCCCCAGGGAUUGCUGGUGUUCACCGGAACUUCGGAACAGGACUCGAACUUGGCCAAGCAGUUCUGGGUCGCGGCGUCGAUGUACCCUACUAACGAAUCUCAGUUGGUGCUGUCCCGAGGUAGCAGUCAGCGCCUGCCGGUGGCCCGGCCCUCUAGGCGCCGUCCGCCUGAGACUACUGAUAUCACCGCUGAAACCAUAAAGAUUCAGGAAUCUGAGGAGAAAAAAAAGUAUCUCCAAAAGAACAACUCUGAGAAGUACCGUAAUUACCCUUGUUUAAUACCUGAGGAAGUUGAGGUUGAAACAUAUGCAAUUUUCUGCCUGGAUGUCUCCAAAACUGACAUAACUGGAUUUUAUGAAAGAAUUUUUGUACCUGCUAAAAGGAGAGAUGAGAUUCUCCAACUCUUAAGAAAACAAAGAGAAGAGAGGAUCUCGAAAGAAGUGGUUUCCCUUCCUUAUAAGCCAAAGGCCAAAGUACACAAAGCAAAGUAA
Molecule: messenger RNA, 1305 nt
Organism: Mirounga angustirostris (Northern elephant seal)
Lineage: Eukaryota; Metazoa; Chordata; Mammalia; Carnivora; Phocidae
Gene: HOATZ
Product: HOATZ cilia and flagella associated protein
Exons: 6
Coding region: 760-1305 (181 amino acids)
Biological process (GO): cilium assembly
Source: RefSeq, a predicted model, not a curated record